AUGCAGGAAAUUUCGCUGAAGCAAGGUCAGAGCUCGAGCCGGCGCGGCCAGGACCUCCGGCGGCUACUGCUACUGCUACUGCUGCCUUAUUCUCUCAUUCUACUGAGGCAGCAGCUGCCAAAGUCCCAGACUUCGGAUCAAGGUGAGGCCCUGCAUGGGUCCUGGAAGUCGGAGAAGGGGAAGUGCUCCAUCGGCAAGGACCCGGUGACCGCGCGCCUGUCCUACACGGAGCCGCUGCCGGAGGGGGAGCGUGUGCACGGGUGGCUGGAUGCGACGGAGGAGGAGGGCCUUUGGCAGGGCACCCUCGUGCUGUUGCAGGCGGGGGAAGGUCCGUGGUACGGGCCCUCCUUCGGUCCCCCGCCGGAGGUAGUGGGGGACAUCAAGGUGCGGCUUCUGAAAGGCGAGAAGCCACAAAUGGAGACUCAGAUUCGGAUGAAGGAGGAGGACGAGGACUGGUCUGAGCCGACGAAGUUUGAGCUGGAGGAGGGGGUGGAGGAGAAGCCCAUGCCCAAGCCCGACUUGAGCAACCUGCUGCCCGCGGAGGAUCGCGAGAAAGAGGUGGAGCCGGACGACAGCGACGACGAGGUGAAGCGCGCCAAGUGUGCGAAGGGGCCGAAGCGGAGCGUCGCCCUGAAGAUCGCCGCGCGCCGCAUGCUAGACAGCAACCCUGCCCUGCCGAUGGCCAAGCACAAGGUGCAGGGCCUGCACGGUGUGGAGCAGCACGAGCUGGUGGACAUCGGGGCCUUGCAGAGUGGCUGCGAGCUGCCGUCCGUGUCCGUGGAGCAGAUGUUGGACCGGCGACGGCACGAAGAGCAGGAUCCGUUGAAGCGCGACGGGCGGCCCGAAGUGUCCGGGGCGCCCAAGGAGGGAUUGGGCAACGGCUCGCCACCUCCUAGGCGUGACUCCCGGGGCUUCUCGUCUGCGCGGGCGGUGUCCUGGGACGAGAAGCAGAACUAUCUGGUGGCCGACACCAGCCUCGGUGGCAAUGUGCCAGUAGAACAGUUGGAUGAUGAGAUGGUAAUGCUGAGGAAGCAGCAGCACCAGGAGGAGGAGGCGUGCAGGCGCAUCGCCGCCACGCGGCGGGCGCGGAACCUGUGCCGGGGCGAAGUGGGCGAAGCGCGCGGCCGGGCGCCCUGGGAAGAAUUCUUCCAGAGCGCGCUUUGGCUUUGCGCCGCCAUGGGCCAAGAGAGCUCCAAGGGCUCCAAGGACCAGCCGGCGAGGCUGGUGCCCACCACGGUGCAGGUGAACAAGGCGAGCUUGCAGAGCCGCUGGUGGAGCCUCCAGGUCAGCGGGGCUGCGCCGACGCCCAACUGCCUGGACAGCUACGGCCGCCAGUACGCCGCGUUGUUCGAGCGCCACUGCGGCGAAUACCGAACAGAGAUGCAGAGAUGCAUGCGCAAGGGUAAGCUGGAUCCCUUGGACAUGAAGACGUGGUACCCCCUUUGUGGUGAGUCCUACGAGAUGGAGACCGCGUGUGCCACGGGCUUGCUGAAACACGUGGACGUGAAGUGCCGGCCCCAACUGGACAGCGCCGCGGACGCGCUGGGCGUGGCAAGGGGGCAGAUGGACCCGAAGAUGACGAAGAGCCUGGACGAGAUCGGGAAGUGCAUGGCGAAGCUCGCGACUGACAGGGAAGCAGGCACAUGUUCCGGCGGACCCGGUCCAGGGCCUGCGGGUGGAGAUCGAUUCUGCGCAGGCGAAGGAGAAGUUCAGAAUGAGCAAGCAGCUGAUGAUCAGAUGAAGGUGGCAGCCAGUUAGCCGGUGGUCAAGGGCAGCCGCAUUGGCCGCCCGGCCGGAGGUACAGCGCAGCGGG
Molecule: messenger RNA, 1813 nt
Organism: Effrenium voratum
Lineage: Eukaryota; Dinophyceae; Suessiales; Symbiodiniaceae
Source: the annotation of a GenBank genome assembly